Abrus precatorius (Indian licorice) is the source of this 963-nucleotide messenger RNA. Its product is annotated as 2-oxoglutarate-dependent dioxygenase AOP3-like. The record is from RefSeq and is a predicted model, not a curated record. NCBI's taxonomy places the organism in Eukaryota, Viridiplantae, Streptophyta, Magnoliopsida, Fabales, Fabaceae. The transcript has 3 exons. Bases 1 to 963 code for a protein of 320 amino acids. Gene Ontology annotation, molecular function: dioxygenase activity.
AUGGGAUCCCAAACACAGUCUCAGCUUCCCGUUAUAGACUUCACUAACCCAAACCUGAAACCUGGUAGUGACAAAUGGGUUUCAGCUUGUCAAGCAGUGCGUAGUGCACUUGAGGAUCAUGGUGGUUUCUUGGCACUCUAUCAUAAGGUUGUUUCCGAGACAUACAAUUCUGUUUACUCUGCAAUGGAACAUUUUUUUGACCUCUCAAUAGAAACAAAACGCAGAAAGACCACUGAAAAACCCAUAUUUAGCUACUCUGGGCAGCGAUCUGGGAUUCCUUUAUAUGAAUCUGUGGGUAUCGUUAACCCACUUAGCAUGGAGGAUUGUCAGCGAUUUACACACAUUAUGUGGCCUCGAGGAAAUGUUCAUUUCUGUGAAAGUGUUAAUUCAUAUGCAAAGCAACUAGUGGAAUUGGACCAUAUUGUGAAGAGGAUGUUGUUUGAGAGCUAUGGAGUGGAGAGGAAGAAAUUUGAGUCUUUACUUGAUUCAACUGAGUACGUGCUCCGUGGCUACAAAUACAGAAUCCCCCAAGUUGGUGAGAGCAAUUUGGGAGUGGCUCCUCAUUCUGACACUGCUUUUCUAACAAUAUUGAAUCAGAAGGUAGAAGGCUUGGGAGUCAAAUUGAAGGAUGGGGAAUGGUUUGAAGUGGGUGCCGCACCCUUACUCUAUUUGGUAAUGGGUGGCGAUGCACUCAUGGUUUGGAGUAAUGACAGGAUACCAGCUUGUGAACAUAGAGUUAUAAUAAAUUCAAAGAUAGACAGAUACUCCAUGGGACUACUUUCAUAUGCUGGUAAGAUAAUGGAACCAGAAGGGGAGCUAGUUGAUGAAGAACAUCCUCUACGUUAUAAACCAUUUGACCAUUAUGGAUACCUCCGUUUCUUUCUCACAGAAGAAGCCAUAAAAUCUGAUUCCCGGAUCAAGGCAUUUUGUGGCAUUUCAGACAUAUUUUGUGGUGUGAAUUAA